AUGAGAGGCAAAUCUGGUCUCAACGAAGAUUGGAAAUUAUUUGAAAGGCAGAAUAAUCAAAUCGAAGUGAGCAUGACGCCAUAUGCGAAUAGUGCAGUUGUUUGGAUAGUUCUUUUGCGUGAAUUUUUCCUAUACAAUCACGAUGAUGAAAAUGAAUCGUUACGCCGUCGCUAG
Letharia columbiana is the source of this 174-nucleotide messenger RNA. RefSeq lists its product as uncharacterized. The record is from RefSeq and is a predicted model, not a curated record. The transcript is spliced from 2 exons. Bases 1 to 174 code for a protein of 57 amino acids. NCBI's taxonomy places the organism in Eukaryota, Fungi, Ascomycota, Lecanoromycetes, Lecanorales, Parmeliaceae.